Lactuca saligna is the source of this 375-nucleotide messenger RNA. Lineage: Eukaryota; Viridiplantae; Streptophyta; Magnoliopsida; Asterales; Asteraceae. The record is from the annotation of a GenBank genome assembly.
AUGAAAGGUUGGCCGAAAGCAGAUGCAAUUAGAGCACUUGAAAGUUGUGGAUUUCAUGCUAGGAUCAUCUUAAGAGUUCUUGAGCAAAAGUCUCUCAUUAUUGUUUCUCUUGAUCAGAGGUUAGGCAUGCAUGACCAUAUAGAAGAAAUGGGCCAAAAUAUUGUUCGUCGUUCGAACCCUGAUGAACCUAUUCGAUUGGGUGAUGACUUGGUUAAUGAAGCAACAAGAGUUAUAACACUUAGAAAAUUUUCAUGGCCUAUCAAGGAUAAUCUUUGUUUUGGAAACAUGAAGAAACUUAGACUUCUUGACGUGGUUUAUCCAUUUGAUAAUUUGUUUGAAGUUUACCAAAAUUUCCAGAACCCAUUAUUACUGUGA